AUGCUCAACUCGCCUUCGUUCCUCGGCUAUACCCGUCUGGGUGCCGAGACCACCGCAGCACAAACAGAUCUUCGCGAGCAAUUUGACUUUGGUACCCCAGGAGUAAAACCUUGGACGGAGGAAGACCCCUUUUGGCAGAGGCUGGAAGGACCAAACCAGUACCCGGACUAUCCUGGUGCCCAAGACAUCGUUGAAGGCUAUCUCACAAGGAUCGAUGAUCUAGCCCAAACCUUUGUGCGCCUUGUGGCAGAAUGCCUUUCCCUUCCGGUAGACACAUUCGACGGUUUCAAAGGAAACAUGAGCAGAUUGAAAUUUGUCAAGUACCCGCCCGCCGCGAAGAACUCGCAAGGCGUUGGCCCCCACAAAGACUCGGCAGGUCUCUUCACUUUUUUGUCCCAAGAUAACACCGGUGGUCUGCAGGCACUGAACAAAAAUGGGGAAUGGAUUGACGUUCCUCCCAUAGAGGGGAGCCUAGUGGUCAACAUCCAACAGGGCUUCGAGGCUAUCACAGGGGGCAUCUGUGCAGCCACAACCCACCGAGUCAUUGCCCCUACCACUAGAACCCGCUAUAGCAUCCCGUUCUUCCUCGGAGUCAGGCUGGACUUGACACUUGAUCAGCUCCAGGAGUCAGCGGCCCAUAUUGUCCAACGUAUUCCAGUUUCCGAUGACAAAAAGAAGCGCGCUGUGGAUGUACCAAGUGAAUUCCUUUCGCCUCUGUACUCCUGUUUUGGUGAGGCACACUUGAGAAAUCGUAUCUUGAGCCAUUCUGAUGUUGGGCGUCGCUGGUAUCCCGAGUUGUACGCGACCUAUUCGAAGCAGAACUUGAAAUAG
Penicillium salamii is the source of this 831-nucleotide messenger RNA. Lineage: Eukaryota; Fungi; Ascomycota; Eurotiomycetes; Eurotiales; Aspergillaceae. The record is from the annotation of a GenBank genome assembly.